Molecule: messenger RNA, 1589 nt
Organism: Linum trigynum
Lineage: Eukaryota; Viridiplantae; Streptophyta; Magnoliopsida; Malpighiales; Linaceae
Source: the annotation of a GenBank genome assembly
UGGGGAUUUUGAAGAUCCAAUCUCCGCCUUCCUCCGGCCAUGGCCACUUCCACGAGAGACCAGACGGCGAAGAAGAUCCCGCUCCUUCCUCUCUUCUCCCUCGUCUUCUUUGCUUCCAUCUUCUUCCUUCUCUCCCUUUCCCGAACCACUCCAGUCUCUCCGGGAUCCUAUCAGGUCAAGGCCAGGCUCAGAUCCGACCUGAACUGCGAUUACACCGACGGGUCGUGGGUCUACGACCCGGAUCGCAGCUCGGCGAAGUACGAUAGCACCUGCAAGGAGAUAUUCAAAGGCUGGAACUGCAUUGCCGGUGGGAAACCGAAUGCGGAAGAGAUACUCAGGUGGCGGUGGCAGCCAAAAGGAUGUAAUCUUCCCCCGUUUGAUCCGAUGGGUUUCCUGGAAACUUAUCGAGACACUAACAUAGGAUUUGUUGGCGACUCCUUGAAUAGGAAUAUGUUUGUGUCCCUGUUCUGCGCACUGAGACGGGUGUCGAUUGACGUGAAGAAGUGGCGACCGGCUGGUGCUGAUCGUGGGUUUACUUUUCUUCAGUAUAACCUUACCAUUGCAUACCAUCGCACGAAUCUGUUGUCAAGAUAUGGUAGUUGGUUAGCUGAUCCAAAAGGUGGGAAGCUGGAGUCUCUUGGUUAUAAAGAGGGUUACAGGGUUGAUGUUGACAUCCCAGACGGCACUUGGGCUAGUGCUCCAAGCUUCCAUGAUAUUUUGAUCUUCAACACUGGGCACUGGUGGUGGGCACCUUCUAAGUUUCACCCUGUAAAGUCACCUAUGCUCUUCUAUGAAAAUGGUUUACCAAUCAUUCCUCCAAUACCUCCCGAUGUCGGCCUUGACAUUGUUUUGAAGCACAUGAUUCAUUAUGUUGAAGAGAAGAUGCGCCCAGGUGGGAUCAAGUUCUUCCGGACUCAAUCACCGAGGCAUUUUGAAGGAGGUGACUGGAAUGAAGGUGGUUCUUGUCUGCGUCAACAGCCAUUGUCAUCUCACCAAGUCCAAGAACUUUUUGAAGUGAGAAACACUGGUACAAAUGUCGAGUCACGGCUGGUGAAUCAGCACCUGCUCAGAGCAAUCAACGAGUCAAGUUUUCACAUUCUAGACAUAACUCACUUGAGUGAAUUCAGAGCAGACGCUCACCCGGCCAAUGCUGGUGGAAAGAAGCACGACGACUGCAUGCACUGGUGCUUGCCUGGAGUCCCGGAUACAUGGAUCGACUUGUUCAUUUUACAUUUGAACGGCAUUAAGUUUAGAGAUUAACAACCUUUUGAACAUCUUACAAUUGGGAUAAGUGUGACUGAAUUAGUUACUUGUCCAGUUUUCUAAGUUUGAUGUGCACCUGAAACUAGCUCACUUAGACCAGCUCGGGCAUCUUGGAGUUUGAUGUAAAGUUUCCACGUACAUGUGAAAAUUCUAGUGGUUUGUGCCGUUUGAAAAGUUUAUUGUUGUUGCUUUUGUAGACCAUUUAUUUUGGUAGAAAAUUAUAAAAAAAAAUCAUUUUUCUUGAUAAUUCUUCCAAAAAAAGUAUGCAAAUUUCAUGUACAUCAUGCGACUAGAAAGGUUAGGUUUAAUGAAUUGUGUUUGUUAAU